Dioscorea cayenensis subsp. rotundata (Guinea yam) is the source of this 1344-nucleotide messenger RNA. RefSeq names its product maltose excess protein 1-like, chloroplastic. The transcript is spliced from 8 exons. Lineage: Eukaryota; Viridiplantae; Streptophyta; Magnoliopsida; Dioscoreales; Dioscoreaceae. Gene Ontology annotation, cellular component: chloroplast envelope. Bases 38 to 1159 code for a protein of 373 amino acids. The record is from RefSeq and is a predicted model, not a curated record. Gene Ontology annotation, molecular function: maltose transmembrane transporter activity.
CCUCCCACUUUGCCAUUUCGGCCCAAGAGAACCCGAGAUGCCAUUCUCUCUCGCGCUUCCUCACCUUCCUCUCUCUCCUCUUCCCAUUCCUAUCAAAUCCCUAAUCUCUCACAAAUCCCUCGCCCUCCGAAAUCGCCACCGUCUUCUCACCCCCGCCUCUGCCGCCGCCGCCUCCAAUUCCCCCUCAGCUCCUCACCGCCCUGAGUUCUCGCACUGGGAUACCAUGACCUCGAAGCUCGCCGGUGCGUCUAACAUCCCCUUCCUCCUCAUUCAGCUGCCCCAGAUCAUCCUCAACUCCCAGAACCUCCUCGCCGGCAACGCGUCAGCUCUCUUUGCCAUACCCUGGCUGGGGAUGUUGACUGGGCUGCUUGGGAACCUGACACUGCUGUCUUACUUUGUGAAGAAGAAGGAGGUGGAGGCUGCUGUCGUGCAGACUCUGGGGGUUGUAUCAAUUUACAUUGUUAUUGCGCAGUUGGCGAUGGCUGGAGCUGUGCCUCUACCCCAAUUCACGGUGAUCUCAGUUGUGGUGGCUGCUGGCCUUUUUCUGAACUUUCUGUAUUACUUUGGUCGGCUUUCAGACUUGUUUUGGUUUGCUUGGGAGGAUUUCGUCACCAUUGGUGGGCUAUCUGUGCUUCCUCAGGUUAUGUGGUCAACAUUUGUUCCUGUUAUACCAAACAGCGUUUUGCCAGGGACGAUUUCUUGCAGUGUGGCGGUUGUGGCUGUCACUAUGGCACGCUUUCGGAAACUUCCUGAGAAAGGAGUGAAAUUUAUCCAAUCAAUAUCUGGGUGGACUGCCACUUUCCUUUUCAUGUGGAUGCCCAUUGCCCAAAUGUGGACGAAUUAUCUGAACCCAGAUAACAUCAAAGGCGUAUCUGCGCUUACAAUGUUGCUUGGGAUGAUUGGAAAUGGACUCAUGAUCCCACGAGCAUUAUUUAUUCGUGAUUUGAUGUGGUUCACAGGUUCAUCAUGGGCAUCGUUUUUGUAUGGAUGGGGAAACUUGCUCUUCAUGUACUGUUUCAGCAGUGUAAACAGGGAAUUGUUCUGGUUGGCCACAGUCAGCUUGUAUACAUGGCUAGGAUUAACCUUCUGGAGAGAUUCCAUAGCUUAUGGGCACAUCUCACCAAUACAAUCUAUGAGGGAAUUGAUUUCUCGAACUUGACAUGAUUGUUUCUCCAUAUUGCUUUGUCAGUUGGCACAUUCAGGUUCUACUAACUGGGUGAUAACACAAAGAAUAUUAUGAGAAUAAUCCUCAACUAUUCUCAACUAUUCUCUUGCUUAAAUUAACUCUUCUAAUUAAGUUAUUGUAUAUUUUGUGAUAUGGUAGAUAUUUGAAAUUUUUUUUGU